Messenger RNA from Coffea eugenioides, 2165 nucleotides. Its product is annotated as L-ascorbate oxidase homolog. The record is from RefSeq and is a predicted model, not a curated record. Bases 152 to 1789 code for a protein of 545 amino acids. NCBI's taxonomy places the organism in Eukaryota, Viridiplantae, Streptophyta, Magnoliopsida, Gentianales, Rubiaceae. Gene Ontology annotation, molecular function: copper ion binding; oxidoreductase activity. The transcript has 8 exons.
UUUCAGUUCCCUCCCUCCACUGCUCUCUCUCUCUCUUCCAGUUUAAAGUUCCUUCCACUCCAUUCUCGGUUUUUUUUCAAAAAAAAAAAAUAAAAUCUCAAAGCUCAUCGGAAAGGAAAACCGUGGAAGUUGCAGAGUAGUCAGGACAGUGAUGAAAAUGCCGCUAAAAUCAGCGGCCGUGUUGUUUACUGCUACUUGUGCAGUGCUUUUUGCCGCCAUUGCUAAAGCCGAGGAUCCCUACCUAUUCUUUAACUGGAAUGUUACUUACGGCACCAUCUAUCCACUCGGCGUUCCCCAGCAGGGCAUCUUGAUCAACGGACAAUUCCCUGGUCCUGACAUUCACUCUGUCACCAAUAAUAAUCUCGUUAUCAACGUGUUCAACAGCUUAACCGAACCUUUUCUCCUUUCCUGGAGCGGAAUCCAAAAUAGGAGAAACUCCUAUGUGGAUGGAGUUUACGGGACAACGUGCCCAAUUCCUCCGGGCAAAAACUACACAUACAUCCUUCAAGUGAAAGAUCAAAUCGGAAGCUUCUAUUACUUCCCUUCCCUCGCAUUCCACAAGGCUGCUGGCGGAUUUGGAGGCUUCAGAAUUCUCAGCAGAUCUGUAAUCCCUGUUCCUUUCGCCGAACCAGCUGGUGAUUUCACUGUUCUUAUUGGAGAUUGGUACAGCAAGAACCACACGGUCCUGAAGAGAAUUCUUGACGGGGGCCAUAAGCUGCCUUUCCCCGAUGGGAUACUUAUUAACGGACGCGGUCCUAAUGGCACCUCCCUCACUUUUGAACAAGGAAAAACUUACAGACUCAGAAUAUCAAACGUUGGAUUGCAACAUUCCCUCAACUUCCGCAUUCAGGGACACAACUUGAAGCUGGUAGAAGUGGAGGGUACUCAUACCUUGCAAAAUACCUAUUCAUCAAUUGAUGUUCAUGUUGGCCAGUCCAUGUCUGUUCUAGUUACAGCAGACCAGCCUCCCCAGGACUACUUCAUCGUGGUAAAUACCCGGUUCACUAGUCCCAUCAUCACUACCACUGGUUUUCUUCGCUACGCCAACUCAAACCGCCGCGCCUCAGGUCCAAUUCCUGGUGGACCCACCAUCCAAGUCGACUGGUCACUAAAUCAGGCCCGUUCUAUUAGGACUAAUCUCACAGCAAGUGGACCAAGGCCUAAUCCACAGGGUUCAUACCACUAUGGCAUGAUAAACACAACCAGAACCAUCAGGCUGGCCAGCUCUGCUGGACGGGUCAAUGGCAAGCAGAGAUAUGCUGUCAAUAGCGUCUCUUUUGUGCCGGCUGACACUCCGCUAAAAUUGGCUGAUUUCUUCAACAUUCCUGGAGUUUACCGUGUUAACAGCAUACCUAGUGCUCCUACAGGCGGAGGAAUUUACCUAGACACAUCUGUUCUGCAGGCUGACUACAGAGCCUUCAUUGAGAUUGUAUUUGAGAACAACGAGGACAUCAUACAAAGUUGGCACCUCGAUGGUUAUGCUUUCUUUGUAGUCGGAAUGGAUGGAGGACAGUGGACACCAGCUAGUAGAAAUGGAUACAAUCUUAGAGAUGCAGUUUUCCGCAGCACAACUCAGGUAUAUCCCAAGUCAUGGACCGCAAUUUAUGUUGCACUUGACAACGUUGGAAUGUGGCACCUGAGGACAGAGUUUUGGGCGCGACAGUACCUUGGACAACAAUUCUACUUGAGGGUCUAUACAUCAUCAACUUCUCUCAGGGAUGAAUUUCCCAUUCCAAAGAAUGCACUUCUUUGUGGAAGAGCAUCUGGCCACCAUACCCGGCCAUUAUAAUCUAUAAUACUAAACUAGCGAAUUACUCCAAGAAAGUUCCACGAAGUAGCCAGCAGCCGCGGAGAAGUUUGGUUACGAUUAGCUCUAGUAAAUUAAGAGCAUAAUUUUGCUGGCUUAGCUUGUAGGAGGACAAAGUAAGAUUUAGCAUUUUGCUAAUCUCGUUCUUUCGUGUUCUUGGGUGCCAAAUUAGCAUCACUUAUUAGGAUCACGCAUCUUAGCUACUUCGAAAAGACCUUGCCUCGAGGUCUCAUUCUUUAAAUUUCUGCCCAGAAUUGUGUAUUUCCUUUAACCCUUUACCUUCCAUAUAUUUAUCUUCCAUAUAUACCGUUAUGUUUUGAUUAUUGAUAAUAAAUUUACUCCUGUUUUUUCUUUCAAA